UGUUAGGGCACGCAACACACACCUGCUGGACUUUUGUGUUACUGUGUGUGUGUGUGUGUGUGAGAGAGAGAGGCCGAGUGUGCCGGUUAAAAACCCCAAACCUCUCUCAUCCUCCUGUCACACCAUGAAAGACUGGCGAUGGCUUCCCCUGCAACGAGUGAUCUGCCCGUCGGUGGAUUGCCCCUCUGCUAAGAUGUCCCAGUCUGCGACCGCUGAUGACGGGACCACCUUUGAGAACCUGUGGAGCAGCCUGGAGCCAGACAGUACCUACUACGAGAUGCCUCCGGGUGGUCACCCCGGUGGUCACCAUGGGGACAGGGGCACCCCCUCAAACAUGCCUGGCAACAGGGCAGAGGUCUGCAUGGACGUCUACCAUAUGAGGGACAUGAACGACAACGUCAUGUCCCAGUACAGCCUCCUGAGCAACAGCAUGGAGUCCAGCCUGGGCCCCCAGCGCGCCUCCUCCACCAGCCCCUUCGGCUCCGACAACGCCUCCAGCGUGCCGACGCCCUCGCCCUACGCCCAGCCCAACUCCACCUUCGAGGCCGCCUCGCCGGCGCCCGCCAUCCCCUCCAACACGGACUACCCCGGGCCCCACGCCUUCCAGGUCACCUUCCAGCAGUCCAGCACGGCCAAGUCCGCCACAUGGACGUACUCUCCCCUACUGAAGAAGCUGUACUGUCAAAUCGCCAAGACCUGUCCAAUCCAGAUCAAGCUGGCCUCAGGCCCGCCCCCCGGGGGCAUCAUCAGGGCGAUGCCCAUCUACAAGAAGGCGGAGCAUGUCACCGAGGUGGUCAAGCGAUGCCCCAAUCACGAGCUCGGACGAGACUUUAACGACGGCCAGGCAGCCCCAGCCAGCCACCUGAUUCGGGUGGAGGGGAAUAAUGUGGCCCAGUAUGUAGACGACCCUGCCACAGGCAGACAGAGUGUGAUGGUGCCUUAUGAGUCUCCACAGGUGGGGACGGAGUUCACCACCAUCCUCUACAACUUCAUGUGCAACAGCAGCUGUGUGGGAGGGAUGAACAGAAGACCCAUCCUCAUCAUCAUCACUCUAGAGACACGAGAUGGUCAGGUAUUAGGGCGGAGGUCGUUUGAAGGUCGCAUCUGUGCAUGUCCGGGUCGAGACCGCAAGGCGGACGAGGAUCACUUCAGAGAGCAGCAGGCUAUCAACGACAGCGUCAACAAGAACGGCAACGCCAACAAGCGUAAUUUCAAGCAGACCCCUGCCACCAUGCCAGGCCCCUCCCUCAACAUGAAGAAGCGUCGUCACGGCGACGAGGAGAUGUUCUACAUCCCUGUGCGAGGCAGGGAGAACUUUGACAUUCUCAUGAAGAUCAAGGACAGCCUGGAGCUCAUGACCCUGGUGCCUCAGCAAGUGGUGGACUCCUACAGGCAACAACAGCAGGAGCUUCUGCAGAGACAGACUCCCAUGGCCUCCACAUCCCCGUACAGCUCCUCCCUCUCCAACAUGAACAAACUACACGCAGGCAUCAACAAACUGCCAUCUGUCAAUCAACUGGUGGGCCACCAUUCACAGCAGGGGGCAGGUCCCUCCCCCAGUAUGGGGCAUAUGGGAGGGAACAUGCUGAGUGGUCACCACAUGCAGACUAAUGGAGAUAUGAAUGGAUCCCAUACCCAACAGCCCAUGGUGUCUGCCUCUCACUGCACCCCUCCUCCACCAUACAACCCUGACCCCAGCCUCGUCAGCUUUCUGACCAGCGUGGGCUGCCAGAGCUGCAUAGACUACUUCACUUCACAAGGGCUGCAGAGCAUCUAUCAUCUACAAACACUCACCAUGGAGGACCUGAUUGCGCUGAAAAUCCCAGAGCAGUUCCGCCUGGCCAUCUGGCGUGGGCUGCAGGACAUGAAGCAGAACCACGACUACGGCCAGCAGCUGAUCCGCUCCAGCAGCAACAUGUCCGCCGCCACCAUGGCCAUCGGGCCCAGCGGCGAGCUGCAGCGCCAGCGUGUCAUGGAGGCGGUGCACUUCCGCGUGCGCCACACAAUCACCAUCCCCAACCGGGGCGGCGCAGGCAACGGGGUCGGGGUUGGGGUCGGGGCCCCGCAUGAGGACUGGGCCGACCUCGGCUUCGACAUGCCCGACUGCAAGAGCUCGCGGCGCCACGCGGCCAUCAAGGAGGAGUUCACGGAGAACCACGUGCACUGAGACUCAAAACGUACCUCUGAGUUUCACCUCACUUUUAACUCCGCUUCAUAUUUAAGAGGCCAGAGAAAGACUAGAUUUAUGAGCGUCUAUGGUAUUAGGAUGUAAUAUUUUGGGUUGCUGGUUGCCAUUUUUUUUUUUUUUAAAGCACUUCCAUUUCUAAUGUUUUCACUCCUAAUGGUAUGAAUACUUUCCAGUACACGGUUACCUACACAUUUAGCUAAUCACAUUAUGCUAAUAGGUCUUCUCAUACUCAUCUUCAGACAGACAUGAGACACUUCACACACUUCUCACUUCACGCACAGCUAAAUGAUGCAACUCUGUUCAUUCCAAAACAUGUCAUCUUAUCACCUUUAUUUCAGAAUCAUCUGCAGUUGUCUUCUGACAAAAACAAAAACACACUGAAACACUCAGGAACUCUUCAACAUGCUUAUUACAGUACAUUUUAUACAGAAAAAGAUCAAUUGUGUUACAUCUGAUUUCCACUUAAAGGUAUUAUCACUAAAACAGGUUGGGUGGGGGAGGGGUGAUGUGUAGUCAAGAUAUUAAGAGUGGGUGGUAGUACAAAUCUGUAGUCAUUUUAUUUAUUGUAUAUUUUCCGUUGUGUAAAUAUGUCCAUAUGUAAAGUAUUACUUUUAACAUUGCUGAAAUCUGUUUUUCAUUCUGCAUAAGUGUUUUCUGGUGUAUAUUUAUCUUCUUGUGCUUGCAAGUUUUACCUGAACAUAACUAGGACAUACAUUGUGUGUAGAAUACAUGUGGGCCUAGUGAAUCAAGUGAUCUGAGUCAUCAUCAUCAUCAUCAUCAUCAAAUAUAUAUGAACAUGAUUUCAAAUGUAUUUUAAAUUAUAGACUGCUUUCAUCAUAUCAUGUGUGAAACAUUCUAAUAUUUAGGCACACCCAAAUAUUAGAAACCAGAAUUCUACUGGAUGAUUCUAAGCACUUGAAUGUUUUAUACUUUGAAGGCAUGAACUUCAUAGUUUGCGAAAACAUGGGUUAUUAUGAUUGGGAUGUUUUGUUUUUCAUGUCUACCAUAUUUUUCAUCACUAACUUGUUUUCACUACACACAAGACAAUGCUUU
Molecule: messenger RNA, 3241 nt
Organism: Clupea harengus (Atlantic herring)
Lineage: Eukaryota; Metazoa; Chordata; Actinopteri; Clupeiformes; Clupeidae
Gene: tp73
Product: tumor protein p73
Biological process (GO): apoptotic process; protein tetramerization; regulation of transcription by RNA polymerase II
Cellular component (GO): nucleus
Molecular function (GO): DNA-binding transcription factor activity, RNA polymerase II-specific; RNA polymerase II cis-regulatory region sequence-specific DNA binding; protein binding
Source: RefSeq, a predicted model, not a curated record